Dendrobium catenatum is the source of this 2654-nucleotide messenger RNA. RefSeq names its product protein CCA1. Gene Ontology annotation, molecular function: DNA binding. NCBI's taxonomy places the organism in Eukaryota, Viridiplantae, Streptophyta, Magnoliopsida, Asparagales, Orchidaceae. The transcript is spliced from 8 exons. The record is from RefSeq and is a predicted model, not a curated record. Bases 365 to 2314 code for a protein of 649 amino acids.
GCUGAAACCCACAAGAAAAUAUAGUGGCUAGCAUUCUUCCUGGAAAGUUCGAGAGGGAGAGAGAGAGAGAGAGGCAAUUCUUGAAGGAAGAUGGGGAGCGGAGGAUCCUGAUACGGUUGGAUUGAGGUCAUGAUUAGGAUUUUCGUAUGCGAUAUCCGCUUGUUGAUUCGGCGUUGCUUCGAUCCAGGGGAAGAUCGUCAUGGCGAUUGGCAGGAGUUGAUUAUUGAUUGUUCGCUGUCAUGAGGUACUUUCUUCGGCAGCUGGUCGGAGGUAUGGAGGGGAGAUUCCUGCUUGUGGAGGAUUUGAAGGCGGAGUGAUUUGGUAUUACUAGCUAGGUAUUUCGUUGAUUUCAUCAGUGUUGGUGAUGGAGAUGAACUCGUUCGGAGAAGAUCUGGCCGUGAAGACGAGGAAGCCUUAUACGAUCACGAAGCAACGGGAGAAGUGGACCGAGGAAGAGCACAACCGGUUCCUGGAAGCUUUGAAGCUGUAUGGUCGGGCUUGGCAAAGCAUAGAAGAGCAUAUUGGUACUAAAACAGCUAUCCAAAUCAGAAGCCAUGCUCAAAAAUUCUUCACGAAGUUGGAGAAAGAAGCAGUUGCGACAGGUACUCCUUUGGGACAAGCUCGUGAUAUAGAUAUACCCCCGCCACGGCCUAAGAAAAAGCCAAACUAUCCAUACCCUCGAAAAACUGGUUCCUCUUCUAUCUCUGCUACCACUGAAGCAGCUAAUAAGAAAACCCUAAAAACUUCGAAUCCCCUGUCCCAGGAAAUAAAUAAACAAGAGGCAUCUCUUGCAGCUAAAUCAGUCCAAGAAACAGAAGAAUGUUCUGAUGAGACUCAUUGUUCAGUAGUUCUUAAUCUUUUCCAAGAUGCUCCAUCUGCUUCCAUCCCGUCUAGGGACAAGGGCUCCAAAAAGAAAUUCAGUUUCAGCCAGUAUGUUCCCAUGGCCACAGAACCAAAAGAGCCGCCUUCCUUGAAAGGAUCUUCAUUAACAAUUGAAGUAAAUCUGGAAUCAUCAUUGAACGAAGUGACUAAAUCCGAUAAGGCUCCAGGAAGGACAAGUGGAAUCAACAUAGAACUACAUGAAUUAUCGGCAGGUUCUGGUGCUCAUAAGCAGGCGGAGAAACAAUCAGAAAGUGACCAUAAGCAAGGCGUUCAGUACCAUGAAGGUCAAGAAGCUAAGGGGAUACAGACAACCUGUAUUGAGAAUGGAGGGUCCCCCUCUUGUGCAUUUAUGAACCACACAAUUCCAGCAGUUCCUGCCCCUGCAUUCGUCACCAGUUCUGCAAUGUCCUUCAUUUCUCAUCCUUUUCCGACCUUCCCACCAUUUGCUCAAGAUUUCUACAGAUCAUUCCUGGGUUUCUCAUCUGCUUUUUCUAGUCAAAUCAUUUCAACUUUGCAGCAAAAUCCAACAGUUCAUGCGGCGGCAUGUACAGCAGCAGCAUCACUCUGCCCAUCUGAAGAAGUGGAUUCUUCCAGUAUGGCAGCAAUUGCGGCUGCGACCGUUGCGGCCGCAUCAGCAUGGUGGACGACUAACGGACCCUUCCUAUUUUUUCCUCCCAUCCAUGCUUCAGGAUUUGCAUGUUCUCCACCAGCCAUUUCAUUUCCUGUGGUGAACACAGCCCAGGCUCCUCAAGAAAAAAUGAAGGAGAAGCAAGAAGAAUGUCAAAAUUCAGCUAGUGCUAAUCAACAAGCUGUUUUAUCAUCAUCUUCUUCAUCACAGUUGGAGGAGGGCGAACAAAAAUUCUCUAAUAAUUUCAAAGCAUCAUCUGAUGUUGAUGUUGCUUGUCGUAAUUUAGACAGGGCAAAGGUCAGCAAACCCGAACGUUCGUCUUGUGGCUCCAACACAACUUCAAGCAGCGAAAUUGAAACGGAUGCCGUCCUUAAGAAAAAUGGCGAAACUAAGGAUGAAGAAGGUAACCAAGCACAUUUCCAAAAUCUUGCAGCUGGAGAGGUCAACAAUCGCCGAGCUCGAAGUAGUUUGUGCUUUAAUGAAACCUGGAAAGAGGUUUCCCAAGAGGGUCGACUAGCUUUCGAAGCGCUCUUCACCAGAGAUAUCCUGCCGCAGUCUUUUGCAACUCAACUUCACAAAUCUGAAAUGGGAAUGCCUAAGGAGAACAUACCAAUUCGAAGGGAAGAAACCUGCAACCAAAACUGUUGCCUUCCGAAUGAAAUUAAACAAGGAAACCUUAAGGUUGGGAGAACUGGUUUUAAACCUUACAAAAGGUGCUCAGCAGAAGUUGAGGUUCAUAAGAGCUCAGCUAACGAUGAAACCAGCAACAAGAGAAUUCGUCUACAAGGAAAAGUUUCGUCCUGAAAAAUGGCUUAGUUGAACAUACUGGUUAAAAAUUUAAGCUAAACUGUCGCUUGCUUGCCGUGCAUCAGGAUUUUAUUAUUCGUCCUGCAUUAUUCUAUUAUUAUUGUAUUUGUGGUUAGCUCAGGUCAGUGAUGUAGAAGCUCUAAGCAGUGUAGUGUAUACUCCUUUCUAGAUGCCUUUAUAUCUACUCUUGUUUUAUCUUGGUUCCUGCUUUUGUUUUGGUUUGUAAAGAGCGAAAUUCUCUUCUCUAAUUAUAUGGAAUGGAAUUUGCAACCUUGUAAAGAAGAGUAAAAUCUUCAGCAAUGGGAGUCAAUAAGAUUAUCAUACUUUAUUUUGGUUA